Messenger RNA from Cadophora gregata, 1537 nucleotides. RefSeq lists its product as uncharacterized. The transcript is spliced from 3 exons. Lineage: Eukaryota; Fungi; Ascomycota; Leotiomycetes; Helotiales; Ploettnerulaceae. Gene Ontology annotation, molecular function: hydrolase activity, hydrolyzing O-glycosyl compounds. The record is from RefSeq and is a predicted model, not a curated record. The coding region runs from base 258 to 1439 and encodes 393 amino acids.
AAAUUAUUCAUGCUAUUUGGUGGUCUCCAUGCGGGGUCAGAGACCCUCCAAGGGUCUUUCCAAGAUCUUUGAAUCGUGGUACGAUGUUUUCGGCCCGGGAGACCUGCAUAGGUAAUGUCAUAUGUUGGAAAUAUGGAGCUCUGUAGGGGGACCUGGAAAUUACGUGUGAAGGUACUUUAUAAAACACUUCCUUCCAAGAAGAUUCUUGAGUCUUCUGUGUAUUGGGCAAUUGGUUCAGUCCAACAGCUGCAACCAAAAUGAAAUACUCACUAGCAUCCCUCCUAUCUUUCACGCUUGCUGCAUCGGCGGCAGUGAUCUCCUCUACCUCCCAACAACCACAAUGUAAGUAUCCAAUUGGCAAAUCUGGCAGCUUCGCCAAACCAGCAGGACGCCUCUUCAACAUUGAUGGAAAGGUGCAAUAUUUUGCUGGGAGCAAUGCUUGGUGGCUUGGUCACCUGUCGAAGAACUCGGAUGUUGACAUUGCUUUGAAGCAAGUUGCUGCGACUGGAUACAAAAUCUUGAGGGUUUGGGGCUUUGGAGAUGUCAACACCCCUCCACCAGCGACGAACACAGACCCGAAUAAAGUCUACUUUCAGAUCUUGAACUCGACAGGGAGUUAUAUCAACUAUGGUGCCGAUGGCUUGGAGAGACUAGAUUAUGUUGUCAGUGCAGCUGAAAAAUUUGGUGUGGGACUGGUCUUGAACUUUGUGAACAAUUGGGGUGACUAUGGUGGGAUCCAAGCCUACUCCACCGCUUUCGGAAGCAAUGCCACAACUUUUUACACCAACGCCAAAGCGCAGAAGGCUUACAGGAACUACGUCCGCACUAUCGUAACGAGGUACAAGAAGAGUCCCGCGAUCUUCUCCUGGGAACUAGGUAACGAGCCGCGCUGCAAAGGAUGCCCAAGCUCGGUCAUCACAAAUUGGGCAACAGAUGUCAGCAAGUACAUUAAAUCAUUGGACUCGAAGCACAUGGUCACGCUCGGUGAUGAAGGCUGGCUAGUACCUGGCGACAGAAUUGGCGAUGGGUCAUACGCAUAUUCCGGCGUCGAAGGCAUCGACUUCGCUGCCAACCUCAAGAUCAAAACACUCGACUAUGGAACUUUCCACCUUUACCCGGACUCUUGGGGAUACAAUUACACUUGGGGAGCUGACUGGAUCAAACAACAUGACGCUAUUGGCAAGAAGAGCGGAAAACCAGUCGUGCUGGAGGAAUACGGUGCGCCGUUCCCAGGAAACCAUACGGGUGUUGAGAAACCUUGGCAGGAUGCCGUGUUGAAAACUGGCGUCGCAGCCGACCAGAUCUGGCAGUUUGGCAGCCAUGAUCAGAGUGUGCCUGGGGAGACCUUGGGUGAUGUCAAUACGAUUUUCUAUGGAGAUGCGGAGUAUGAGGUUUUGGGAAAGGCUCAUGCUAAAGCCAUGUUGAGGAAGAGAGUGUAACUAACCUCUUUGAGAUUUUAUUCAGUAAAAUCGACAUGCAAGAAGAUAAAGACAUACAUUAGGAUAGUUAAAAUGAACUCGCGAGGUCAGCAAGAGGC